Molecule: messenger RNA, 1080 nt
Organism: Cinclus cinclus
Lineage: Eukaryota; Metazoa; Chordata; Aves; Passeriformes; Cinclidae
Gene: MAB21L2
Product: mab-21 like 2
Exons: 1
Coding region: 1-1080 (359 amino acids)
Source: RefSeq, a predicted model, not a curated record
AUGAUCGCCGCGCAGGCCAAGCUGGUCUACCAGCUCAACAAAUACUACACGGAGCGCUGCCAGGCGCGCAAGGCGGCCAUCGCCAAGACCAUCCGGGAGGUGUGCAAGGUCGUGUCGGACGUGCUGAAGGAGGUGGAGGUGCAGGAGCCGCGCUUCAUCAGCUCCCUAAGCGAGAUCGACGCCCGCUACGAGGGGCUGGAGGUGAUCUCGCCCACCGAGUUCGAGGUGGUGCUCUACCUCAACCAGAUGGGCGUCUUCAACUUCGUGGACGACGGCUCCCUGCCGGGCUGCGCCGUGCUCAAGCUGAGCGACGGCCGCAAGCGCAGCAUGUCCCUCUGGGUGGAGUUCAUCACCGCCUCGGGCUACCUGUCCGCCCGCAAGAUCCGCUCCCGCUUCCAGACGCUGGUGGCCCAGGCCGUGGACAAGUGUAGCUACCGGGACGUGGUGAAGAUGAUCGCGGACACGAGCGAGGUGAAGCUCCGCAUCCGGGAGCGGUACGUGGUGCAGAUCACGCCCGCCUUCAAGUGCACCGGGAUCUGGCCGCGCAGCGCGGCGCAGUGGCCCAUGCCCCACAUCCCCUGGCCCGGCCCCAACCGGGUGGCGGAGGUGAAGGCGGAGGGCUUCAACCUGCUCUCCAAGGAGUGCUACUCGCUGACGGGCAAGCAGAGCUCGGCCGAGAGCGACGCGUGGGUGCUGCAGUUCGGCGAGGCCGAGAACCGGCUGCUGAUGGGCGGCUGCCGGAACAAGUGCCUGUCGGUGCUGAAGACGCUGCGCGACCGGCACCUGGAGCUGCCCGGGCAGCCCCUCAACAACUACCACAUGAAGACGCUGCUGCUGUACGAGUGCGAGAAGCACCCGCGGGAGACCGACUGGGACGAGGCGUGCCUGGGCGACCGGCUGAACGGCAUCCUCCUGCAGCUCAUCUCCUGCCUGCAGUGCCGGCGCUGCCCCCACUACUUCCUGCCCAACCUAGACCUCUUUCAGGGCAAACCCCACUCGGCCCUGGAAAGCGCCGCCAAACAGACCUGGAGGCUAGCCAGAGAAAUCCUCACCAAUCCCAAAAGCCUCGACAAGCUAUAG